Molecule: messenger RNA, 3180 nt
Organism: Lytechinus variegatus (green sea urchin)
Lineage: Eukaryota; Metazoa; Echinodermata; Echinoidea; Temnopleuroida; Toxopneustidae
Exons: 9
Coding region: 87-1340 (417 amino acids)
Source: RefSeq, a predicted model, not a curated record
CCCUGUAUAAGCCUAAGGCCCUGUAAAAAGACUGGAGAAGGAUAGAAUUUUCAACUAGCACCAAGUCAAGAGUCAAGAGUUUGAAAAUGGCAGUAGCAGACGUCAGCGACAUUCGCAAAUUCUUGAACUGGUUGAUUGCCUUUCGUGAUCCUCGUGAUAUAUGGACCAAUCACAGAAGUUUCUUGAUUGCUGAGGUUCUUUACCACAUUCUGGCUUUCUUGCUUAUAAGACAUGCGUUACAGCGUGGCGGUCGAUUUGCGUGGUACCUGCUGGCCAUCCUCAUCCAUGCAUUCGUGGUUGAAUCCAUCAGUUACAUUCUACCUGAUAUCGACAACUUCUGGCAUGCCCAAGCUACUGUGAUGCUGCUGGCAAAGAGACUACCAACGUAUAUUCUGUGCGUGUAUUACAUGUUCAUGUAUCCUUCCUUUGUUGCUGUUUCUCGAUUACGUCUACCAUUCUGGGCGGAGCCAUUUGCUCAUGCACUAGUGACAGUUCUUCUUGACAUUCCGUAUGAUAUAAUGGGUAUUAAGCAUCUAUGGUGGACAUGGCAUGACACCGAUCCAAACAUCUAUGACCGUUACUACUGGGUACCGAUCACCAGCUUCUUCUUCUGGGCGACAUUCAUGUGCAGCCAUAAUUUCCUCUUCUUCGCUACUCCGCGUUGGCUGGGGAGCAAAGCCGGAAAAUAUGAGAGCAAUUCAAUGUCGAUGGAGAUCAUCAGUGCGACUGUGGCUGGGGUGUUUGCGUUUCCCGUAGCAACCAUCCAAUUCAUCAUCAUCUAUCACAUUCCUCAUGACGUGUACGGUGUUCCUACGGGAUUCUGUCUGGGUGUACUGUUUGCAAUCUACCUGCUGGUGGUAUGGAUGGGGGAUAGGAAGCCAGCGGAUGAUGCCAGACCGUUUGGAAAACAUGGUGGGACACCAUUCUUUGACAGUGUUGGUAUAGUGGUAUUUGCCCAUUAUCUUCUCUAUCUGUUCAUGGUAUACUUUAUGAACCCUGAAACCUACCAGUCUACUGGAAUCCAUGAAGAGACCGGUAACUGCAAAGACCAGGUUACAAUGUACACUGCUUUAGGACAGCUUGCCUACAAGCAGAAAUACUUAUGUACUUCAAACUAUGAUGAGAACUACUUUGACUGGCACUGCCUUCCAGGUGAACAGCCUCCUAAGGAUAACGAGCGAUGGUACACCAUCUGUGGAAUGGACUAUCCAAACCACUUUGAAUACUGCAUGGUGGUCACGACCCAUGUCAUCUUUGGUCUCAUCGUCUACUAUCAGAUGCUCGCAAGGUCUGGCAAAGACAUCAACCCAUCAAAGAUGUAUAAACACAAGCAAAAGUAAAUCAUAGCAUCUCAAAAGGGAUUCUGUCUCCCUGUGUCUCUCUCUUCUUUCUCCUCUUUUCAUUCUUCUUCCUCUUUUCUUCCUUCUUCUGUCUCUUCUUUCUUCUUUGUCUCGUGCUCCUCUUUCUUCUCUUCCUCCAGAACCCAUGUCAUCUUUGGUCUCAUUGUCUACUACUAGAUGCUAGCAAGGUCUGGCAAAGAUAUCAACCCAUCAUAAACUCAAGUAGAAGUAGUUGUAGCGAUUUUGGACAGUGGAUGAUCUUUGAAGGUUUGCAUGGUGGUAGAGCCAAUGUAGAAGGGGCUUCGGGAUUACCAUGUGGUUAGUCCUGAAAAGGAGUGUGUGUUUGGAUUGUGGAAUUUAAGAGAAGUUAAUGAGACAUUAAAAUGAUUAAUAAAGAUCUUAUCUCAUCUCACCAUGGAGCUAUUAACAUAAAGCUCCAUGAUCUCACCUACUUUUUGCUGUCAAGACUCUUCAACUCACCUUCUCUACUCCCAAUCCAAGUCGUCACAGUUCCAAAUUUCAUCUUGUCUCAAUCGCUCUUAUUUUUAUUUUUUGCAUCAGUUUCCUCUGUUUUAUUUCACCAUCCAUUCUUUUCCAGGAAUCACUACAUAGUGAUCCGUAAACCUCUUCUAUGUUGGGAGAAGAGAGAGGGGGGUUUGUAACACAGAUCCCCAACAAUUGAUAAUUAGGGUAUAAUAUGAACUUUGACCAUUCCAAACUCAUCUUUUUUAUCAUUUCCACAUUUUUAAGGGUAAAUUAUGGCACAUCUCCAUGUGAUUUUUUUUCUUCUAAUUUCAUACCAUCAGUGUUAUUCUGUUAAAAGAAUUUUAUUUUAAGAUCUUCACUUCGAUGCCAGGUCAUGAAUAUUUUGCUCCUUUAUAAUAGAUUGAUUUUAAUCAGAAUAUAAUUAUUUUUAUAAGGGAAAGGAGGAAAUUCUUUUUUGUAUACCAAAUUUUUGUUGUGCGAAUAUCUCACUGGCGAUAAGUUCAAGUCUACUCUGUAUGUAUGUGUAAAAAUCUCGGUGUAACAUGAAAUGUUAUCAAAUAAUGUAAUCUAUUUGUGACAUAGAAAUGAAGGACAAUGGCAUGUUGAUCUAAAAUGAAAAAAAAAAUAAUGAGAUAGCAAAGCAAGCCUUAAUGUAAUUCAAGUUACAAUAUUAUUACAAUCAACAAGAAUUUCAUGUGAAUGACUGGUAAAAGGGUUAUACUAUUAAUACAGUAAGAUAGCUGUUGGAUUUUUAGAUGAAGUGCACAAAAAGUACUUAUUUUUUAUGUAAAAAUUGUAAUUAUGUGAUACAUGGUGUAUAUAUAUAUAUAGACUCUCCCACCAAAUCACUCAAGGUUCAAGAAAAACAAGGAGGUAAAGAAAGACCAUUCAUGAAGUAUAACAAACUUGCCUUGUGAAGUAAAUAAUACAGAAUAGGAGAUGAUACAGAAUUUUACGGUAUCUCCUAUUUUUAAUAUAGAAAGAAAAACUAUAUAUUUUUCAUUAGUUUUAUAUGUUUAAUACUGUGCGGGUUUUAUGAGCUAUUAUAACAGUACAAUUUUAACAAACUUAGAAGUUGAUCAUGAGGUAGAUAAGUUAGUGACCCUAAAACUCUAUUUUGUAUUCAAAUGUGCCAAGGAUAUUUAUGUUACUACAUUUAUCAUCUACUAAGAGUAGAAUGUGUUAAACACUUUUAUGCAAUCCAAGGGUAUCAUUGCUUGUGCAAUGUUAACAAUUAUGUUUUAUUGAUUUUACAAUCAAGUGCACUUGAUACAGUACUGAUAUGAUUAAAUGUGAUCAUAUGCUUUUUAAUGACCAUACUUCCAGUUGUUUGUUGUGUUUAUGAAGAAGUAUG